This is a messenger RNA of Colius striatus (speckled mousebird), 7478 nucleotides long. RefSeq names its product mitochondrial ribosomal protein L14 (gene MRPL14). Gene Ontology annotation, cellular component: mitochondrion; ribosome. Gene Ontology annotation, molecular function: structural constituent of ribosome. NCBI's taxonomy places the organism in Eukaryota, Metazoa, Chordata, Aves, Coliiformes, Coliidae. Bases 6748 to 7188 code for a protein of 146 amino acids. The transcript is spliced from 3 exons. Gene Ontology annotation, biological process: translation. The record is from RefSeq and is a predicted model, not a curated record.
GGGCGGCGACGGGCGCCCGGCCCCUGAGCGGCAGUGCCGGUGCCGACCACGGGGCCUUUAGGCCUCCCGGGCGGGGCCGGCGGGGGCUCGCGUACCCAGUGGCUCUGCGGCCGGCCUUGCUCUGCUCCCGGGGUUUGGGCUUUCCACUACUGCUGCUGCUGGGCCUUUGCCCGGCUGCACGACCUAGCCGGUCGAGGCGCGGGCGGCCCUCUCCGCCGGGUGAGAGCAGGCCGCAGUGCGUGUGCGGCUGCUGUGCUCGCGCGUGGGCCCUGCAGUGCUCGGCCUGUCCGGGCCCUCCCUUUCCCCGGGUGUCGGCCCUGCCGCCCGUCACUUUACUGGGAGCCGUUUGCAGGUGUCGCAAAUGCUCUGUGUGCAGGGCCUGAAACGUCUAAAUGCAGAGUAUGAGUUGCUGCUCUAAACAGAAAAACGCUGGCCCCGUUGGCGGCACGGGGAACCGAGUCUGAGUGGCACGCAGCAGGGCAGCUAGCUGUGACAUCUAGCAAAGGCAUCUGGGAGAUAGAGCAUGGGCUAUGGAGCCUGGAGCUUUUGUGUUGCUUGCAUACAGGACUCAGUUGCAGAUGGGGUGACCAGCAGCAUCUUGCCUGCCUCUCCGAGGAACAGCACUCUCUGCUCCUGUUGGGCUUCAGCCUGUAACGUGAAGGAGGCAGAGACAGAGUGUAUUCUGAUAUUCUUGCACAUUUGUCCUUCAGAGUGUUUCUUUGUUUCAGAAUUCAGUAUGGGGCUGUGUGGCAAGGAUUAGGCUUGCGUGGAUAUGAGUAGUCACACAGCAAAGUUGGACCAAAAUUCUUGUGUCCUAACAAGUGUGGCAUUUACUCAUGUGUGUCAGUCAUGGGGACUCAGGAAGUGUGGGCACUAGUCUGUGCUUUGCUGAUUAUUCUCAAAAAAUCUCCUUUGGAGUUCUGGUGAGUAAGGGGAUGCAAUUUGGGAAAGAAGUUAGUAUUUCAAGUAUUUUAUAAAUGUGCCAAGGCUUCAUCCUUGUAUUAAAAGCAGAUGGGCUGCCAGCCUUUUUAAAAGCAGGACACGGAUGCUCAUCUGAGUGGUGUUUACUUGUGUGGUUUCUCCAAGCUUACCUGGGAGGUCUUGUUUGGAAGGAGGGAAACUGAGUUAAGGGAAGUUUUUGAGUAAGAACCGAAGCUUGUUCCAGCAAAGCCACAGGUAGCUCUGUGCCGCCUUGCAGUGAGAGUGUGCCUUUACCUCCAGGUCAGGCUUCUUUUAAGCCUGUUUUCUAUUUUAGUCGUCCUUGUCUGGUGUAGCUUUAUCAGGAAGGCCUGGAGCCCUUACCAUUCUUUUUUCUGUGAACAACUAGCCUAGGUCAGUGGUUCCCGACCCCUUUUUUAUGGUUGAGCCACAGCUCCUCACCUCCUCUUCCUUCUUUUUUAUGUCCUUCUCCCUGCCACAGCUCACCUCAGUGUGGUUACUGCUAUCUAUUUGUGACUGCACCUUGCUGGUUGGCAUCUGGGCACUGAGGUCAGGGCCAGCCCUGAAUCUGCUGUUAUGGCUUUUCACCUAUUGUUCUGUUCCCGAGACUUCAGUAUUUCUAGAAGCAGCAAAGAUACAUCUGAGAGACGAUAGCAGCAUAUUCAUGGGAGUGUGGGCAGUCUGCUGGAUUCACAUGUAAUUUCUGAAGCCAGAGACAGCCAAGGGCCUUGCUGGGCUUCACCUCCAGCCCCACAAACAGCUUUGGGGAUUAGGUACCUGCUCUGCUGCUCCUUUCUUUUGACCUCACACAGGAAGUUGUUCUCUCAGGACCUUAAUUUUCUGCUGGUGCACUGGGAACCGUUCCUCCCUGGUUUAAUACGUUGCUGUGAAUAUGAAUGUACCAGAACGAUAUAAGGUCCUGGGAUACUAGAAUGAUGAGAGCCGUAUAUACCUUAGGAGUUGGGGCUUUUGUAUACAGCUUGAAGUGUAUAGAGUUAGCUUUCUAUUAAAGGUAUUCAGCUUUGUUUUUAUCAACCUUUCCUGAUUGUGAUCUUGAAAAUGAGGUUAGUGUGUUUUACUUCAAAAUUGUUAACAGAUGUACCUGUAAUGAGUUUCUUUUGGUAACUUGGAUCAAUAAAUAUCCUGCCUAAUAGCUAUUCCUAUUCAUAAACAGAAUUUAAAAAGACUUAAUUCCUCUUUGUGAAUCCUGGCCUUUCUGGCUAUCGUUAAUGUAAAACCAAUUAUGUCUUGGUAGUGAAUAUCUUGUGUAUUUUUAACACACGCAAGCCCUUAAUCACGUUGUUUCCUUUAUGAGGAGAGCUGUGAAUGGAUUGAGUUCCGUAGUUCACAGUUGGCUUUUCUAGCUCACCCUGGCAGACAGUGUAUAAAUAAACCUGCAGUGACAGAACAGAGAUUUAGAUUUUUGCAUCGUGCACAUUGUCUUGGAUUUAUUUCCUGUGUUUUAAUGAUGGAUGACAGAUGUAGUUCACAUCUUUGUGGUGCCUGCAGCGUGUCUGUUUUGGUCUCUUGAAAGAAUAAAGGGGAUGCUGGCCUCACUGUUCGACUGUGCAGAUCAGGUUACUACUGUUGAAGUGAAGAAAAUUUUUCACUGGUUUGUUUUGUAUGUUUGACAACAGGCUUUGGGCAGUAGGCCUAAGCACUGCGUUGCAAAGUCCACUGGUUUUCCCUGGGGAAAAACCUUGGUUACUAGCAGAAAGAAGGAAAAGAAAUGGAUGAGUUGUUGUGGAACUGAAGAUCUUGGGAAUAUAGGAAGCACGUGUGAUUUCCAAGACUUGUGAUUAAAAAGGAAAGUAAUACUGGAUUGCUAGGUAACAGCACCGUUUAGAAGUGUGUUUACUCUGGGAUGUAGGCAAGGUAAGAACAGCACCUUGACUGUUUUUUAAGGUAUACAGCACUGAUUAAAAACUUGGUCAGAGUCAUUGCACUGGCUUCUUGAGUGUUCAGAUGCAAAGCUUUUUGGUGCUCCCAUCACUGUGCCACUGGUGCACAUUCAUACAGGCCAUUCUUGUGAAGCAUAUCAGUAUUUUAUUCUGAAAUGAAAGAGAUACUUUUCUUGUCCAAAUAUCCUGAUGUUCCUUUGGAGAUACUGUCACGAUGUUUCCUUUCAUUGAGUUGGCAGUGAAAGAAGUCCCAGUCUUGGGUUUUGCACAUUCCCUUGCACCAGCAUUUAUAUGUCUGUGGGACAGGUUGGAUCAGGGAACUGAUCCAGCUGAAAACUGUGACUGACUUGAGUACUAGAGGCAGCAUAAGGGAAGUGAUGGAAAUGUGCAUUGUCGAGACAUAGGGCUUCCAUUCUUGGUACUGUGUGCCCAGAUGUUUUUUCAAAAUGACUAUGUAAUCCCAUCCUCCUUAUCUGGAAGAGGUCCUUGCUCUGUAUCAGCUCCCUGACGUGGUCUGCUCAUGUGCUUGCGUGUGUUUGAUGAAAAUAUUGUAUGUGGCUCGCUUCUGUUAGCUGGGAUGAAAUUUUCCAGAAUUCCUUCAUUGCAAACCCACUCAAGAUUAGAGAAAACUUAAGUUAGUUCUUUGAUCUUAAGGAAAAAUUAUGAAAGUGAUACUUUUAGUGUGACACUUGAAAAUAGUGCAGUCGAUAAAUAACUUCCUGGGGUUUGUAACUGGUGAAGAGAUUCUUUACUGAUCAGCACUGGGAUUUGAUGUUGGUCUGUAAAGCUCAAGGGCCCUCAAGAACGGAGUGUUUGCUGCAGCAGGUUAUUGCGUGUUCAGACUUAUUCAGUGAAGUAGAAAUUGGGUAAUUUUAGUGAAUAUUUGAUUAACAAAUCUCUCCUCCUCUCUCCUUCUGAAUCUUACUCUGAACUCUGUCUGAUGUCUGUGGUAACUUUUAACAGGUAUGUGGAGCAGAGAGAAGCAAAAUGUGUCUUAAGAUUCUAGUUUUAAGAAAUGAAUCUCUCUAACCAUGAGAGAGAGCCACUGCUAGAGUUUAGGGGCAGGAGGGUGGGAACAGUGAGAAACGUUUCUCUGCAUGGUUCCUUAUUUCUGCUUUGGUGCAGCUUCGUGAGGCCAGUGUCCUAUCAAAAGCUGUCUUUGUGUUGGGCCUUUCAUUUUAGGAUAGCACCUGUUUAAAUACAGUUCUUGCCCAGCAUGAACAACUUGGAAAUUAAUUCUGCUUGAGCAAGAGAUUGGACUAGAUGACCUCCAAAAUUCUCUUCCAAGAUAAUUCCUUGAUCAGGAGUGUAUUAGUGACUUAAGUACUAAGCAGCGGUGUUGUUUGCCCAUGCAAGGUGCCCAUGCAGUGCACCAUUGUAAGGUGCACUCCUGUACCAGUUGUGCAAUACGUAAAGCAGACUUUUGGGAAUUUAUGCAAAUCUUCCUGCGUUCGAGAUUGUGGGAGAACUCUUCCCAUACACCACUGAGCACUGAAACCUGGUGAUCUGGGGAGAGCCACCUUCAGAAGCAAACUUAGGUCACGUGCGUUCUCCAUGCCUGUGGGAAGUGCCGCCUCCUCUGAGCCUCUCUAGGGCCUGCUCCUGUGAGGCACCAUAGCCCUGGGAAGGAGGGAGGUGCCAAGCACUGGGGCCCGUGGCUGUUAGCCCUUUGGCACCAACUUGGAGCACGUGUGAGGCAGUGCUCAGACUGACAAAGUGAGCGGCUUCUGUGCCCUUCGGAGUUCAGUUUAAUGAUUGGCUGCUUCACAGAAGGUAAAACUACUGGCAGAGGAGAUGGAGUUCUGAGGAAGCAAGUCAGGACUGGGUUUGGUUGAGGAGCACCUGCAGACACACCCAAACUAUUGACUAUAUGUUUCUAGAAGGGAAGCUGGCAUGUUACGGUAAAUGUGAUUCACUCUUUGUGAACCCACUUGCACCCUCAAAGGCUGUACUCCAUGCUUCAGGUGCAUUCUCUUCCUUCUACCCCAAACCUUCCUGCUACUUGGAAGCAUCCCCACUGUCUACUCAGUUCUUAACGAUGCUUCAUACCAAAUGAUCAAUCACAUGAAGUUUUUUAGGUUGUGACACAUCUUAAUGUGCUAAGGAAUAAUUCUUAGCAAGGAAGAGGGUACUGAGUCAUCUGGAAAAAUAAACAGCCCUUGGACAAUUAAUGUUGUUGAUGCUUGUGCUGGUAGUUUUGUAACUUUAAACCUUCACUGCUGCCACAAGGUAGAAACAAACAGUGACUCCUCUCAGGAAUGGGGAGUGAGUUCACAGUUUAGACAGUGCUGUAGGACUCUGACAUGCAACCUUAGGCACAUCCAGCUACGCUGGUCCUGAUGUUAAUGUCCCUCUGACAGCAGGCAGAACAUAUGCCUGUGCCUGCCACAAGCCAGCAGACCUCUCCUGUCAGUCUUGUGUAGUAGUGAGAAUAAGCAGGACCAUCUUCUGCCACUGAGGCCACCAAGAAGCUUCCAUUAAAACCAGCAGAGAGGCUAACUUGCUGCUGCUUGUUGGGUUUUGCUGCUGCUUGUUGGGAUCCAAAGCCUUGGUGCGAUUCUAGAGGAAGUAGGUGCAGUGUUACUCUCUGCGUUUGAGUUUCAUGUUAAGAAACAGUGUACGCAAGUGUAGAAUGGCACCCAGGCUGUCCUCCAUGCUGAGGCAGAGUGUGGGUUGAACUUGCUCAGGGACCCUAGAGGCAGCAGGGCCAGCAGCACUGAAAAUACCAUAGUUCUUGGUUUUUGGGAUCAUACAACUAGAAAAGGAGCUGUGGCAAAAAUACAGCUUUUUUGGAUUCUCAUUUUGGAGAGUCGACAGUGAAGGCAAGCUCUGAAGUGAUGCUCUGAACUUGUUUGGAGAUCUUCUACCCCACUGAAAAGUAGCUUUGUUAAGCAAGUAAAUGUAAGCUUUGAGUGUUGCUGUUCUCUUCCAAACCUGCCUAUAUGACAGACCAGAUGAUGUGCCACGUACCAUGUGCUUUGCUUGGGGACUGCUGCUACAAAACAACUGUCCUACACAUCUCCAGUGCUUAUCAACUUGCUGUCAGGUAGCACGUCCUCUAUAGGACAACCCCAAAGCCCAGAAAUGACUUAGAGCCCCAAGGAAGCAAACACACUGGGGAAAAAAACAAUAAAGACAGAGUGAAAGUUCAGCCUGGGCUUUACUUGGAUGUAAUAAGAACAGAUGUGGCAUCAUUUGUCAGGAGGCUUGGUGGGUAUUUUUUUUCUCCCUAGUUAGGUCAGCACUGCUUUGAAAAUAAAAGUUUAGAAUAUGGCUUUACAAUGUACUGCUGGUUUGGCCCUAAGCUUGUCAGAAGGGAGACAGGAGGUUAAUGUAUUUUUAACAUUUCCUUCAGAAAGGAAGCGAUGUGUGUGUUGGUUACACUGCCAAGGUCUAAGCAAACAGUGUCACACAGCGGUAGCUGCAGUCAGAUGGAGAAUCUUAAGUUCUACCUAAGCUGGCCUGAGAGAGGAAGCCCCAGGGCUCUAGGCCUGUGCUGUUUUCUCCCUUGGCUUGGAUAUGCCUGGGUCAUUGCUCCCUAACUGAUGUUUGGCAAAGUGAUCUGAGUUCAGAUAAGCCCUUGUGUUUGUUUGUGUGACCCGGUCCUUAUCAAUCUGACAGAAUGAGGUUAGGGAACUGCCAUAGAUGUAGCUGGGGAAGAGGGUGUGGUAAAUUCAGUCAGAGGUUACCCUCAUAACCCAGCUCUGCUGCAGUCAGGAUGGUGUUUCAAUUUGGAUUGAGCGAGCACUGUAAAAUUAUGGGGAAGUUUUGUCAGUUAAGGCAGGCCUUACAAGGGAGUGGUGGGCUGAAGUGUGAUUCUGGUCUCUAAACACAGGCUGCUGGACACCUUGUGUGAGCUAAGAAGGAGCAUGCCCUCACCAGAGGAGGGAGGGUUGCCAGGACCCAAAUGGCUCUCUUGAGUAGGCGAUUGGGUUUAUCCUUAACCCACCUAAGCAAUGCGGUGAUCCAGCGACACUUCAGUAUCACUGGAGCAUGCCCAGCAAUACAGAAACUCACCCGUGUGCGAGUGGUGGACAACAGUGCCUUGGGGAACACGCCAUACCACCGGCCACCAAAGUGCAUCCACGUGUAUAAUAAGACCGGAGUUGGCAAAGUAGGAGAUACGAUUCUUCUGGCUAUCAAAGGAGAGAAGAAGAAGGCUUUAAUUGUAGGGCACAAGAUGCCUGGCCCCCACAUGACGCCUAGGUUUGAUUCCAACAAUGUGGUACUCAUAGAAGACAAUGGAAAUCCAGUAGGGACUAGAAUAAAAACACCAAUACCCUAUAUCCUGCGAGAGAGAGAAGGAGAAUUCUCCAAGGUGUUGGCCAUUGCCUGCAACUUUGUGUGAAUGCUAAGAAAAGUCACUGGCAAUCCUGUUUGUAUCCUUUUGUAGGGUUGUUGUUCCUUGGUCCUUUUCUAGAAAAUGGUGAAACUUGAAGAGUGGAGGCUCGUCACAAGUCUUUCUUUCUGUUUAGGAAUUAAAAGCAACUAGUUUAAAUGUUGAAAUGCCUUGUUUUUCUCCGAAAGAAGGCUGACUGAUUUCACAGAAUGUCCACAGUGUGUUUAGUAAAUGAUCUUUCACCCUUACUCCUCUGGUGGUCUUAAUUCUCUAAUCAUUAAAAUGAGAAUGUAAAAAUC